Caenorhabditis remanei is the source of this 744-nucleotide messenger RNA. RefSeq lists its product as uncharacterized. NCBI's taxonomy places the organism in Eukaryota, Metazoa, Nematoda, Chromadorea, Rhabditida, Rhabditidae. Bases 1 to 744 code for a protein of 247 amino acids. The record is from RefSeq and is a predicted model, not a curated record. The transcript is spliced from 4 exons.
AUGGGAGGAUCCCAGUCCACCACAAGCACCCGUGCCGCCAAAUUCAGUGGAAACGGAGGAAAUCGUCGGAGUGUACGGGCGGUACGAAGCGCUCCGGCAACUGAAAUGAACUCGAGACGUGCCACGUCAUGCAGGAAUACCAACAGGAAUGUCAAAGAGUUCUCCAAGUUUUGGAGUGAUGCCGGGUCAGUGUCCCGCUCCAAGUCAUCAACACGUGCGUCUACUAAGCAGCGGAAUGGAACUGGAAAUGGGAAUGGCAGCAUUCGAAGAAACAGAACUCAGUCCGUGGACGUCCGGCGCACCAGUAACGGUCUCCAAGUGCCCGGCACCCCAUCCAACUCCUCGAGUCCCCGCAUCAACAACACACGUCGGGCGACAAGUUUCCGAAGUAACGGCUCCGCCACGUCAUCAACUCUCACCGUGAAUGGAGACGGACGGAAAUCGAGAAAAGGGAGCACGACGGAUUUAUUGACACCGAAUUCCGCCAGAUCCGAGGUCUACUCAGUGGAGUUCAACCAAGCGGCGAUCGCCGCCGCCCGUCUCAAACGUCUCUCCCUGACACCGUAUGACACUUUAUCACCACGUCAUCAGAGAAACAACUCGACAAAGAAAUCGACGCCUUCAUCGUCGACGUCUACACUGACGACAUCGUCAAAGAAUCUGACUCCCCACUCACGCCCGUCGUCUUCGACGCAUGCACACCGAAAUUCGUAUCAUAACUCUCCGGAAACCGCGAUUUAUUGA